Molecule: messenger RNA, 1338 nt
Organism: Penicillium canariense
Lineage: Eukaryota; Fungi; Ascomycota; Eurotiomycetes; Eurotiales; Aspergillaceae
Product: Zn(II)2Cys6 transcription factor domain-containing protein
Exons: 3
Coding region: 1-1338 (445 amino acids)
Biological process (GO): regulation of transcription by RNA polymerase II
Molecular function (GO): zinc ion binding; DNA-binding transcription factor activity, RNA polymerase II-specific
Source: RefSeq, a predicted model, not a curated record
AUGUCCUCGGGUCAGACGUCAUCUGACGAUACUGUUUGUGAAGGGACGUCAAACGAUGUGAAAAAGCUACAGAAUGUAUUUCGGGUGACUGUGGAGGGGAAGAAGCAGCUCUCUGGGUUUCAUUCACGGCGGGCUCAUAGGAAGUCUCGAGCAGGUUGUUUAACCUGUAAGAAAAGAAGGGUCAAGUGUGAUGAAUCAAAGCCAGACUGUUCAAGGUGCCAGAAAAGAGGCUUAGACUGUUGCUACGCUUCCGAAGUGUCUCUUUCCAACGGUGCGAGGUCAUUGGACGAAGCGUUUGCGUUGGAAGACCCGACUACCACCUUCUUCACUCUCUCGCUUGAUAAUGUCACAAGAGGCAUCGAGGAGACUCUGAGCUUUGAUAUAAACUGGAAGCCGGAUGCAUUGUGGAACUCAAAGUCUACUCAUCCUAUGAGUACAGUAGCCUUCCAGAAUUUCGUCAGGGGUGCAACCGAGACCAUGGCGAACCCCGCCAUCCGGGAUAUCAUGAGGACUGAUAUGAUACGGGUUUCGUUCACUAGCGCUCACCUGAUGUACACAAUUCUUGCAGUUGGUAUGCUGCACCUCAACCGCGUGUCGCCUAGCAAAGAGCGAUCUUUGGCAGAAUCAUAUUUCUGGCUACACGCCAUCCAACUAUAUCAAAAAGCACUGUCAUCAAGUGUCAGCAAAGAUAAUGUUGACGCUCUUCUGUCCAGUUGCAUGCUGAUGAGUGUGAUGACCGUGUGUCCGGAAAGGUUUGCGGUAACAGAUUCUUGGGUUCUCACCAACAGACCAGAGGCCAUGAACUGGCUUUGCUUCCAGAGUGGACUCCGGUGCAUUCUAACUCUUGCUUCGCCAUGUAUACCGAGCAGCAUCUGGGCCACCGCAUUUGCUGGCAUUAACAAAGAGGAACGUCAGAUCUUCGACGGGGCUCAGCAGGGCCGAGAUGGUCUUGAUCCGGAUUUGGCGGACCUUUGCGGCAUUGAUGAUCUUACUACGGAGAAGACCAGCGUUUAUUAUAGCCCGCUUCGCAUCCUUACUUCACUGCUGCAAUUGGAAAGGAACGCUCCCAAUUCUGGCCAUUGUACUUCAUUUAUGGGCAGAUUGGAGUGCGAUUUCCUUGAUCUACUGAGGAAGAGAGACCCGCCUGCUCUUAUCAUCUUGGCGCAUUGGAUGGGUCUCAUGUGCUGUGUCUCACAGUGGCAGCCUUGGAUAGAGGGGAGAAUCAGGGGAGAAUGUGUUGCGAUUUGCAUGUUUUUGGAACAUAGUACAGAUCCCAGAAUUUUGCGUCUUCUACGCUUCCCGGCGGAUUCGUGUGGUUAUAGGCUUGAUGAUUCAUGA